UAGAGUUUCAGACCGCCUGUCACGCCAUUUUGUUCGAGGGUUUCGAUUGAACGAUUUCCAGAGCUUCGAAAUUUCUCCUCCCUUACCCGUCCUCUACUCCUCUCGAUUUUGCUCACACGCCGGUUCGAUCUCCCUGUUCCAUCGCUCGGCAGUGAAGGAUCCGAGCGACACGCAUUGAAGCCGCGGAGCCCCGCCCCUCUUCCCCAUCUUCCGUUUCCUUCACCUCUCGCAGCGAUACAUCUCCCGCAACUACUGCGGGAUUCAUAUCUCAUAGACUUCUCUGAGAAUCAGCCUUUUUUACAUCAAUCAGUGCAGUGGAGCAAGAAUAUUAUUUGCAUGACUGGUUGUUAUUCCCUUAGCUGCUUUGGUGGAAGAAUUUAUAACUCCCGACCAAUAUUUUGAAUGCCUUGACCUCUAAUUCAUGGAGAGCGCCUCCAGUGAAGAUGAAGGCUCUCUCAGAGAUAAUCAUGUAGACCUCAACAAUGAGAAUAUGGAACACCACUUGGCAAUGGAGGGCAGCGGUCAUUUCAAUGAUUCAGAAAGUCUUCUCCCUUCUCAUGAAGAAGCCUCUGAAAAUAUUGAACCGUUUAUUGGCAUGGAAUUUGAGUCUGAAGAAGCCGCAAAGGAAUCCUACAUGUCAUAUGCGAGUCGGGUUGGAUUCUCCGUACGCAUCAGCAAGUCUCGCCGUUCAAGGAAUGACGAAUCCAUUAUCAUGAGACGUUUUGUGUGUUCCAAGGAAGGUUUUCAUAUGAAAAAGAGCAAUUAUGAAGAUGGUAAGAAAAAGAGAAAGCGUGCAACCAUUAGGGAAGGUUGUAAUGCCAUGAUUGAAGUUAUUCAAAAAUAUUAUGGGAGAUGGGUUGUUACUAAGCUUGUUAAGGAGCAUAAUCAUGUUAUAUCAGCUCCAAGUCGUGUAAGGUACAUUGCACCUGAAGAAUAUGCUGGCAUGGAACCAUUUGUUGGAAUGGAGUUUUCAUCUCAUGAAACUGCACAAAUGUUUUAUUAUGCUUAUGCUGCUCGCACUGGAUUUGAUGUCCGGAUUAGGCUUUCACGUCGUUCAACACGGGAUGAGUCCUUUGUUAUGCGACGUUUUGUAUGCACCAAAGAGGGCUAUAGUACAUACGAGGAGAAUUUUGAUGACAGUAAGAAGAAAAGAAACCGAACUCCUACUAGAGAAGGCUGCAAAGCAAUGUUCGAGGUGAUUAAAAAGGAUUCUGACCGAUGGAUUGUUUCUAAACUCGUCACAGAACAUACACAUGACCUUGUUAUUGCACCUGGCAAAGUACACUACAUCCAAUCACAAAGUGAAGUAGUCGUUCUCGCAAAAAGUGGUGCUGUUACUCGUGAAAAAUCUGCGGCACUAACAAACUCAAAGCCACGGUUUGGAGAUAAAAUUGGACGCUUUGAUAGUCUUUCUUCAAAUGAUCAGGGGUCAAGGGCGGAUUUAACGAAUUCCUGUCAAAAUUCCUUUGAAUUUGAGGAGUCCCAGUUUUUAUUGGAGACUUUGAAGAAGAUGCAGGCUGAGAAUCCUGCAUUCUUUUAUGCUUUUCAAGUUGAUAAAAAUAAUUGCCUAAUAAAUGUAUUUUGGGCUGAUGCAAAAGCUAAGAUGGCUUAUUAUUGUUUUGGUGAUGCUGUAACGGUUGAUACUUCACACAAGGAGAAUAAGAACGUGAUGCCUUUUGUAAUGUUUACUGGUGUUAAUCACCACUGCCAGUCGGUAACUUUUGGGUGCGCCCUGCUGACAGAUGAUAGUGAGGCAUCAUUUAUCUGGCUGUUUGAAAACUGGCUUGUAGCUAUGUGUGGACGCCCUCCAAUUUCACUAAUUACUGAUCAUCAUGAAGCGAUGGCUGCCGCAAUUUCGAGUGUUUUCCCAGAUGCCUGUCACCGACUUAGCCGAUACCAUAUUUUAAGAAAAUGCAGGGAAAGAUUGUCCAAUCUGUAUUUCAUUCAUGGAAGCUUGGAGACUAGUUUUGAGAUGGAGUUUUUGAAGUGCAUUGACGAGCCAGAAACUGUUCAAGUGUUCGAGCUGCAGUGGAAGUCUAUUCUGGAUAAAUAUGACCUGGGUGAGAAUACUUGGCUACAGUUCUUGCACAGCAUUCGCCACAAAUGGGUUCCAGUGUACCACAAAGGCACUUUUACGGCAGAUAUAUCUUUAGCCGAAAAACCAGAAAGUUUGAGCAUGUUCUUCGAAAAGUACUUCAAUAAAAAAAUGUCCUUGCAGGUCUUCAUCAGCAUCCUCGAUCAGGCGAUUGCUGUUUGGUAUGAAAGAGAAGCACUAGAGGAUUUUGCUUCAUCAUAUACCAGACCAUCAUUGAAAACUCCAUCAAGUUUGUUAAAGCAAGCAGCAGAAAUAUAUACGAGAACAAUAUUUGAUGCUUUUCAGGAUGAGUUUGUAGAAUCUCUAGGUUAUUUCGCUGAUAAAAUUGAAGAUGGGGUCAUCAGUAAAUAUACUGUCACAAAAGAUGUAGAUGCGUGCACUUGUCUUGUGACCCAUGAUUCCUCGGAUGAGAGGACAAGUUGUAGUUGUUUCAAAUUCGAGAGGUCCGGCAUCUUAUGCAGGCAUAUCUUGAGAGUAUACUUAACAGUUGAUGUUCGUAUUGUGCCCGAGCACUAUAUUUUAAAACGAUGGACAAAAGAUGCAAAGAAUGGAUUUGUUUUGGAUGAAUGUGCAAGGUACAGUGAUCUUGUUUGUCAAGUCAUUAGGUUUUCGAAGGAAUAGGAUCAGCAUCUCCGGAUGCUUUUAGUAUUACAAAACAUGCACUUAGUAUGACUGUUUUUAGUGCUUUUAAUGCAAUUGUGAGAUUAGGAAAGCUAGCUACCUGAAAACCAACGCCUGUAAAAUAAACACUUGGACUGGUACAGCAGUGGUUGAAUCAGUGAUUGAAUCAAGACAAGUUUUGUUUAAAAAUUGUGCAGUUAUUUGCGUGAUUCAAGGUUUUGUUGACCACUGCCACAAUAUCAAAGGCAGUACCAUAUAAAUCUGUCAGCUCAAUAUGAACAGAGAACAGUGUUGUUCAUGUACUCAGCUUCAAUGAGAACUCAACUAAGGUAACCAUAUGCAUAUUCAUUCAAAUUCAUUUGGACAAAUACAAGGAAAUCUCAUGCUUAAAUUUUAUGAGUAGAGGUAGAGGUGAUCGGCGAUAUCAAAUGUCAGGUAGAUCUCUAGAUCUCUAGAAAUCUUCCCAUCUCGAAGUUUUGAGAAUGACAUUUUAAGAAAUCACAUGACUCAAAUAUUGCUUAACGCUUCAAUCUAUGUCCUAAAGGUUUAAAUCCUAUGUCAAGUUCCCGAUUUUGGUUUCUUUGAACACCACUUUUAGUGUCAUUGGGUUUAUCUCAUAAGCAUGUUCUAUUUGACUAGAAAUUUAUUAAAAUUUUACAUUUAGUGAUCCUAAGUAUGAUUAUGAAAGUUCUG
Molecule: messenger RNA, 3409 nt
Organism: Phalaenopsis equestris
Lineage: Eukaryota; Viridiplantae; Streptophyta; Magnoliopsida; Asparagales; Orchidaceae
Product: protein FAR1-RELATED SEQUENCE 5-like
Exons: 3
Coding region: 422-2716 (764 amino acids)
Biological process (GO): regulation of DNA-templated transcription
Molecular function (GO): zinc ion binding
Source: RefSeq, a predicted model, not a curated record